AUGAGCACCUAUAAUGGACCUACCACCAACCAAGGUGCAAUCAUUGAAAUUGAUAAAGAUGGUGAUUUGGUGAUAAACAUCACUGAGCACGAAACAAUUCGGGAUAGGCAAAUUUUUGAGAAUGGCACCGGAAGGGAGUCGAUUACGACAACUACAGAACGAGAGAAAUUUGCAAUGAUACGGGUUGACAGCUCUCAGCUGGCAGCGCAUAGUUCAUCCUUUAAGUGUGUGCUUAAUGGGAAACGGCAAAACGGGAAGAAAGAAACGAUUACGUUCAAUAAAGAUACAAUUAAGAGCAUGGAGUUGUGGUUUCGGCUAUUCCAUUCCGAAUUAGCUUCCGAUCAUAUACCGUCUAUUCAGAUUGUCGAUGACAUGGCUCCAUGGUUUGUGAAGUGGUUUUACACCAAAAUAGACCAGAUAUUCUCCGAUAUCAUCCAUUGUCGCCAGAUGCUCUUUCCCUGUUAUUAUUUCAACUUUGCGAAUGGAUUCCAGGUAAGGUUGCCCGCUGUUGUUCCUAAACGUCUUAACGCAUCUCGACAACAUUUUCGAAAGAUUAUCCACAAGGGACUCUUCAGUUAUCUUGAAACGAUUGUCUCAUCUUCCACGUGCGAGUGUAAGAAACAGACCGUAUUCAACUACCUUCAGGAGUUGAAGAGAAUAAAAGUUUGGCCUCUGGAGUCCACGCUCCAAGACACCAGCGCCUGUGACAUGGUCGAGCGUUGUAUCAACUUCGACGAGACGAAUAUGUCUCCUGGAGGCGGAGGAACCACUCGGCCAUCAUUUAUCCACUGCGAUCACAAAUGGAAAGCGCUCUUGGUCCAAAUUCAUUACACCGUUCUAUCACUAUUCGAUGGAUUGUGUCUCGAUUGCAUGGCCCGAGCGACGAAUCCAGGUGUUGAGGAGCAUAUAUAUGUGGAUGACAAUGAUUAUGACACGCAUUGUCGAAUUCGCAUGGGGAAGCAACCUGGCACUUUUCAUCCAUAG
Molecule: messenger RNA, 984 nt
Organism: Paracoccidioides lutzii Pb01
Exons: 4
Coding region: 1-984 (327 amino acids)
Source: RefSeq, a predicted model, not a curated record